UCUCUCUCUCCCUCUCUCUCCUCGGGGAGGAACUGCUCGGUUUGAGCUGACUCUCCUUCGCCAGGCGGGGCGGGAGGAGGGGGUGCACGAUUGGGCACGGUGGAAAAAGUCCUGGACCGGGACCCCGGAGCCCGUGGCGAGGGUGGGAGGAACGCUCGCCUACAGGGCUCCAUCAUCUCCCUCCUCCCCUCCCCCUCCGGGAGGGGAUAAGAAAAGAGGAGGCGAGUGAGCCAAUUCAGAAACAGAUUGCAGAGCGGCAAGCAGAGAAGAGUUGUGCACUCCCUCCCCUCUCCCCCUGGAGCCCACGCUGGUCGGGGGGAGAUCCACCACGAUGAGCCAGGUACUUGGGAAGCAGCAGCAGCAGCAGCAGCAGCAAGACGAGGAGGAAGAGGAGGAAGAGGAUGAACUGGUGGGGCUAGCGGAUUAUGUGGACGGGCCCGACUCCUCCGACGCGGACCCGGAAAGCGGAGCCGAGGAGGGAGUUCUGGACUUCAGCGAUCCCUUCAGUACUGAAGUGAAGCCAAGGAUUCUGCUUAUGGGACUGAGGAGAAGUGGCAAGUCAUCCAUUCAGAAAGUCGUCUUUCACAAAAUGUCACCCAAUGAAACCCUAUUCUUGGAGAGCACUAAUAAGAUAUGCCGGGAAGAUGUCUCCAACAGUUCCUUUGUUAACUUUCAGAUUUGGGAUUUUCCAGGUCAAAUUGACUUUUUUGACCCUACGUUUGACUAUGAGAUGAUCUUCAGGGGCACAGGAGCACUGAUAUUUGUUAUCGAUUCCCAGGAUGAUUAUAUGGAAGCCCUAGCCAGGCUACACCUCACUGUAACUCGAGCCUACAAGGUACAUCCUGACAUCAACUUUGAAGUGUUUAUUCAUAAAGUGGAUGGCCUGUCUGAUGACCAUAAGAUCGAAACCCAAAGGGAUAUUCAUCAGAGGGCAAAUGAUGACCUUGCUGAUGCUGGAUUAGAGAAAAUUCACCUCAGCUUUUAUCUGACAAGCAUAUAUGAUCAUUCUAUAUUUGAAGCUUUUAGCAAAGUGGUACAGAAACUGAUUCCACAGCUCCCAACCCUGGAGAAUUUACUAAACAUCUUUAUCUCAAAUUCUGGAAUUGAAAAGGCUUUUCUGUUUGAUGUGGUCAGUAAAAUUUAUAUUGCAACAGAUAGUACCCCAGUGGAUAUGCAGACAUAUGAACUCUGCUGUGAUAUGAUAGAUGUGGUUAUCGACAUUUCUUGUAUAUAUGGCCUCCAAGAAGAUGGAGCAGGAACCCCUUAUGACAAGGAAUCAACAGCAAUUAUAAAACUGAAUAAUACAACAGUUCUUUAUUUAAAGGAGGUGACAAAAUUUCUGGCCCUCGUUUGUUUUGUCAGAGAAGAAAGCUUUGAAAGAAAAGGGCUCAUUGACUAUAAUUUCCACUGUUUCCGCAAAGCCAUCCAUGAAGUAUUUGAGGUGAGAAUGAGAAUAGCAAAAUCUCGAAAAGUUCAGAGUCAGAUGCGGAAGAAAAAAGGAACCACCCCUAAUGGGACACCUAGAGUUCUGCUUUGAGAUUUUGGUGACAGCCUUUGAGUCAAGGCUAAUUGGUGAGACUACUUCUUGGAACUGUACUAGAGGAAGAGGAAAAGAGAAAAUUGGACACAUGGCUUGGAUUUGUUAUAUAACAAUCAGUGCGACACACUUGAUCCUUUUUAAAAAAUAAUAAUAAUAAAGUAAGCACUUUCAGCAACAAAACAACUUGUAUAUUAAACAGUGAAGUGAAA
Messenger RNA from Phascolarctos cinereus (koala), 1749 nucleotides. It is a transcript of the gene RRAGD, whose product is annotated as Ras related GTP binding D. Gene Ontology annotation, molecular function: GTPase activity; GTP binding. Gene Ontology annotation, biological process: negative regulation of autophagy; cellular response to starvation; positive regulation of TORC1 signaling. Gene Ontology annotation, cellular component: lysosome; nucleus; Gtr1-Gtr2 GTPase complex. The record is from RefSeq and is a predicted model, not a curated record. NCBI's taxonomy places the organism in Eukaryota, Metazoa, Chordata, Mammalia, Diprotodontia, Phascolarctidae.